This is a messenger RNA of Schistosoma rodhaini, 1692 nucleotides long. NCBI's taxonomy places the organism in Eukaryota, Metazoa, Platyhelminthes, Trematoda, Strigeidida, Schistosomatidae. The record is from the annotation of a GenBank genome assembly.
AUGAAUGUUGGUGCAGAUUUCCUUCCCGCGGAGUCUGUGGAUUUCUCUUAUAUUGAAUACGAGAGUAAUCAUAUCAGUAAUUCAGACAAAACAUCAAUGAUACCUUUUGUAAAUUAUCAACGUUUAUUUAUUGGUCUACGACCUUCAUCGUGUUUAAGAUCUAGCUAUCAUCGAAUCCUUAGAAGAGUUAUCUAUGCAUGCAUCGGUGUUACACUUCUAUUAUUUUUAUGGUUAGCAUUUUACAUAUCUGAUUCUACAUGGUUUAGUGGUGUAUCUAUAUCUCCAUAUCCUUGGAGUAAAACACGUUUGAGACAUACAAGUGAUAACACAGGCAUAGCAACAAUAAAAACAAACUAUGUAUAUGGUGUUGUGUUUGAUGCUGGAAGCACUGGGAGCCGUGUUCAUAUAUUCAAAUUAAUUCAUAAUCCCUUGGAUCCUUUCAAACCGUUUACAUUAUUGGAUGAUAAAUUUCAUCAUGUUCAACCUGGUUUAUCAUCAUAUGCAGAAAAACCAGAGGAGGCAGCAUUAAGUUUAACAAAGUUAAUUAAUAUUGCUGAAACUAGUCUUCCUGUUGAUGUAUGUCGUAAUACUCCAGUAAUCUUAAGAGCUACCGCUGGUCUUCGACUAAUUUCUGCGUAUAAAGCAGAGAAUAUUUUAAAAGCUGUACGACAUAGAUUAUCUCAAACCUGUUUUAAACAAUUACCUAAUGCUGUAACUAUUAUGGAUGGAUUUUAUGAAGGUCUAUAUUUAUGGUUUACAUUAAACUUUCUUAAUAACCGUUUAUCAUAUGGGAAAGCACAGAAGAAUAAUGCAAUGACUGAAAAUUCACUUGCACAAACAAUUGGUACAUUAGAUCUAGGCGGUGGUUCUACACAGAUCACAUUUAUUCCUACUGAGUUAAAUACUUUCAAUAAUGCACCUAAUGGUUUUAUUACAUAUUUUGAUGUACAAAAUAGUAAUGAUAAACCAAAACAAAAGAUCUAUUCACAUAGUUACUUAGGACUAGGACUAAUGUCUGCACGUUAUUCGAUGUUACAUAAUGCAACUGAACAUUUCAAGUUAAUUACUCAAGGAAAGAAAGAGUUUUUACACCCUUGUUGGCCUAAUAAUGUAACUCUUAAAUGGAAUCAUGCCGGUAAAGAUUGGCAAAUCAGUCGUAUGAAUCAUUCAAUGUCUAAAUCUUUAUUAUCAUUUAUUAAAACAAAAUCAAUUUAUCAUCAUCAAGCAGCAAUUGAACCGGUCAAUAGUAAUGCUAAUAACAAUGAUAAUGAUUAUUCAUUGUUGUGUUAUGCUUUAGCAGUGAAUGUAUUGCAAAAUCCUGUUGAAGGUGAUGUAAAUGUUAUCAGAUAUCCACCUAACAAUAAUAUUGUUCAUCAACCAAUUGAAGUGAAAACACGUGAAUUUUAUGCAUUUUCAUAUUAUUUUGAUUUAGCUGUUAGUGUUGGUUUAAUUCAUGAAAGUACUGGUGGAUUUCUUACAGUGAAUGAUUUUCAAAAUGCUGCUGAACGAAUUUGUCGUAACCCAAAUCCUCAGAGACCAUUCGAUUGCAUGGAUCUUAGUUUUAUCACUGCAUUAUUACAUAGUGGUUAUGGAUUCCCGGCAGAUAAAAAAAUUGGAUUUUUUAGAAAAGUUAAUUCUUUUGAAAUUAAUUGGAGUCUUGGUGCCUUAUUUUCAGAAAUGUAUCAUAAGUAA